This is a messenger RNA of Stegostoma tigrinum, 2473 nucleotides long. RefSeq names its product vesicle (multivesicular body) trafficking 1 (gene vta1). Gene Ontology annotation, biological process: late endosome to vacuole transport via multivesicular body sorting pathway. The coding region runs from base 80 to 1030 and encodes 316 amino acids. Lineage: Eukaryota; Metazoa; Chordata; Chondrichthyes; Orectolobiformes; Stegostomatidae. Gene Ontology annotation, cellular component: multivesicular body. The record is from RefSeq and is a predicted model, not a curated record. The transcript has 8 exons.
AUGAGGUGUGCGGUGGGAAAUCGCUUCCUGCUCCCGGAAGCGGUUGCUGGGAGGGUUCGGAGCCCUGGUAACGGAGUCAAUGGCGUCCGAUCCGCUCCCAGUGCUUCCCCUGGCGCCUCAGCAAUUCAAACCGAUCCAGCAUUACCUGCGCACCGCCCAGGAACAUGACAAACGCGAUCCGGUGGUGGCUUAUUUCUGUCGCCUAUAUGCUAUGCAGACUGGAAUGAAGAUUGAUAGCAAAACACCAGAAUGCCAUAAGUUCUUGGUGAAACUAAUGGAUCAGCUAGAGACUAUGAAGAAGCAGUUGGGUGACAAUGAAUCCAUUACACAGGAUGUGGUGGGCAAUGCCCACAUCGAGAACUAUGCCUAUAAGAUGUUUCUGUAUGCAGAUACUGAAGAUCGUGCAGGAAGAUUUCACAAAAACAUGAUCAAAUCAUUCUACACCGCCAGCCUGUUAUACGAUGUCCUUACUGUGUUUGGAGAGCUCACGGAAGAGAAUGUUCAACACAGGAAAUAUGCAAAAUGGAAGGCAGCGUAUAUCCACAACUGCUUGAAAAAUGGUGAAACUCCACAGUCUGGACCUGUAGGGAUGGAAGACGAAAUACUUGAAAACGAGAGUAAACAUGAUGAUUCACAGUCACCAAUCUUGAAUAAACCCACUGAAUCCAUGCCAGCUGCAGACCUCUCCAGCAUACACAUGCAUCCUGGUGAUCACCCUCCAUCAAAUUUCUCAACCAUUCAGAUCCCUCCUGGCGCACAUGCUCCAGCCAACACUCCAGCCGAAGUGCCAGGCAGCUCAGUAUUGCAGAAUACUCCAACAAUACAGCCAGUGCCACAGAAUAUACCAAUAAUUGACCCAUCGUUGUACAGCGUAAAGCCUCAGGCGGAGGUGCGCCUGACCCCAGAAGACUAUGCCAGGGCUCAGAAGUACUGCAAAUAUGCGGGCAGCGCCCUCCAGUACGAAGAUGUGGGGACCGCCGUGCAGAAUCUCCAAAAGGCCCUCAAGUUGCUCACCACAGGGAGGGAAUGAGACCCUGCCCAACUGUACCGACACAUAAUUUACGUACUCUCCACUGGCACAAAGAACUAACCAGUACGUGGCUCCACUCCACCCUUGCAUAACUAAAGAGCCUUUUGUUUCCCCAUUGGUACCACACUUUGAUCAACAGGUCAUGAUGCAUUUUUUUAUCCUGAUGGAAGGAUUGAAUAUGCCUUCAGUGCCAGUUGUGAAUGUUAAUGGCUUGGUUUUAAUCCCUAAGGACCUUUUUUUAAUGGCACUUGCAAUGGCAACACUAAAGAAUAAUGAAUCAGGAUCUUAAAUUCUGCUGCUUUUUGUUUUGCAAUGUAACUGUCCCGUAUAUGGACGUUACAAUAAUUUAAUGCAAGUCUAGUAUUCCCUUUCAUAGCACUGAGGAGGUUAAGUGUAUCCUGUCCUAUUUGGCUGAUUCCAAUAGCAAAGCAUAAUUCACACAUCAACGCCUCUUCCCUUCUCUUUCCCAUCUUUCUGACACCUUGUCCAGGAUGGUCCAUAGCUGUAUGUUAUGUAAGUCAGCUUGACUGUUGAAUCCAGCUCGCUUCUGAGACCUCAGAUGACCUGAGACUUAUACAAAUGCAAAAAGUGUCACCUCAGACAACAGUGGAAAGCCAAGUUCUUCCAAGCACAUUUGAAAGAAGGGUGGUGGGUAUCUUAAUUUUGUGCGCAGUCUUUUUCAAAGCAUAUCUUAAAUGUUAUUUGCACAGACAGCCAAACCUCACGGUGCCAGUCGGCAGUACCUUCCACUGUCUUUUGAAACCCAAUUUGAAUGUUUAACCAAAUAUCCAUUCAGAGGAGCAAUGUAGCCUUGGAGCUAAUAUAACCAGUUGCCAGAGGAGUUGUUCAGCAUGCAUGGAGAAGUGUCACUAAGCAUGAUGUCUUGUAAUAAAUAAAUAUGUAUCAGACUGUUUCUCUUUUUCUCUGGGAUGUAUGGUGAGAUAACUUGCACUAUCUAUUAAGAGAGUGAAGUGUGUGUGAAUGUGUGUGUGUGUCUAACAAUAAACAUUACCAUUCAUUAAUUGUUUGCAAAGUAAAGUAAGCUUACUGCAACUAGAGUCAGUACAUAAUAGGUUUAACAUUAUACAGUUGUACUUGAUUUGAGCUUGACAAAGAAAUGUAGUAAAGCAAAAGAAUCACUGCACCUUUGGAGGUAUUUCUCAAACCAAGCAAAGCCCAUCAUCAGUGAGCGCAUCCACUUCCCAUUAGCAACAAGAUUCUAUGGAUCCGAUUUGCGACUGUUGUGAAGUGCUUCCACUUUUUGUUAUUUGUACUGAUCAAACCAGAACAGAAAUAAAAUGUGUGUUGGACUUGUCACUUUAUUGCACAGGACUGUCCGUGACAAUGAGGCAUUCACUCUUCAGUGCACAUUGUGACUGUGUUGCUCAUCUUUCAUGUUUGUAAUAUCUGUCUCGAAUAAAAUUAAUCGAGUCUCCAGCCUAA